Astyanax mexicanus (Mexican tetra) is the source of this 1948-nucleotide messenger RNA. It is a transcript of the gene arpc5b, whose product is annotated as actin related protein 2/3 complex, subunit 5B. Gene Ontology annotation, biological process: Arp2/3 complex-mediated actin nucleation; cell migration; regulation of actin filament polymerization. Gene Ontology annotation, cellular component: actin cytoskeleton; cytoplasm; Arp2/3 protein complex. NCBI's taxonomy places the organism in Eukaryota, Metazoa, Chordata, Actinopteri, Characiformes, Acestrorhamphidae. The record is from RefSeq and is a predicted model, not a curated record. Bases 130 to 582 code for a protein of 150 amino acids. The transcript has 4 exons. Gene Ontology annotation, molecular function: actin filament binding.
UGUGAAGAAGUGGGCGGAAUCCUGCGGAGAGGAAGCGAGUGAACGGCUGCAGGCGGACCAGUGUCUCGAGUCGCGUUAUUCAUGAUCUACAGUUAAUCAGCGGAUUAACCAGGGAAACUCUCAGCAGUCAUGUCGAAGAACACCGUGUCCGACCGAUUCCGCAAGGUGGAUGUGGACGAAUAUGACGAGAACAAGUUCGUGGACGAGGAGGAUGGAGGAGAGAACCAGCUGGGUCCAGACGAGGCAGAGGUGGAUUCCCUGAUCAGACAAGGGAACCUCAUGGAGGCGUUGCAGGCAGUCCUGAAAAACCCACCAAUCAAUACAAAAAAUCAGAACGUCAAGGACCGUGCUGAGGGACUAGUGCUUAAGGUGCUCAGCUCCUUUAAGGCCAGUGACAUUGAGAAGGGAGUACAGUCUCUGGACAAGAACGGGGUGGACCUGUUGAUGAAGUACAUAUACAAGGGCUUUGAGAGGCCAUCAGAAAAUAGCAGCGCUAUCCUCCUGCAGUGGCAUGAGAAGGCUCUCUCUGCAGGAGGAGUGGGCUGCAUCGUCCGGGUGCUGACCGCUAGGAAAACUGUGUAAGCACCGGCCCUGGCAUUCCGACACUUCACACAGACAACCACAGGAUUGGCUUCUGCUGGUCCGCUUAGAACCAAGAAAAGACUUCUACAGGGUGCUGUAAACAACCCAUAUCUGAUUCUGCUCUUCCUUUUUAUGGUUUGUCUGUCUUACAGUCUGUGUCAUGUUCUCUCUACGCCCCAUCACUCAAAAUUGUGAGCGUAUACUUACGUACAUCUUAUGGUGCCAUUGAUUUUUAUGGUAGAUUUAGCUUCUCUCAGGAAAUAAAAUCUUAAGGUACGUCGCCUUAAGGAUGCAAGUCGUUAUGAAUUUAUAAAAUCUAUAUAUAUAAUUUUUUGUACUUUUUUGUAUGACUUAAAGUGGUUCAGUGAUUACACUUCUUGGAGAUAUUUGGGUUUCCCCAUAUAGUCUGUUUGUGUUCUGCUGGACGAGGGUGUGGUCAUAACCUGAAAUGUACAGCCACAGAUGGGUUAGAUGGGGUGUGUCUGUCUCUCGCCUUCCAGUCGGGCAUGUCUGUCUGCCUCGCUUCGUCUGGCCUGGAAUGGAUUAGGAUUAAUAUCCUAAAGGCUUCCUCCCAUUUCUGCCCUGUCAGUCCUUAAUCCCAGCUCAUAGCUUCACAGUAUUCACUCCUAAAACAACCAAAGGGCAUUAGCUGCUUACUUCACAAUGAAAAUAGCUUCCUCUUCUGUGCUCCACAAUUACAGUAAAUAGCAGGUUGUCCAGUUCUGGUCUAACAUUCAGCACAGUUUGCUGCCCAUGUACAGCCACUGAUGCUGGUAACAAAAUAGUAGUUUGAAUCAAGUGUGUUUUAUUGGGUGAACUACCAGAAUGUGCUGGAAGUCCCUUAAGGAUUGGAACUAGACAGCUGUGCAUUUUUGCAAAACGCAGUUAAAUACACACCUAGUUUAAUAGCUAAUUCGUUUACAAUUUUCUCACCGUCCCACUGAGCAGCCAUUCCCUAAUCCUGUUCCUCGCUAAUGCCAUGGUAUAAAUGCCUGUGUUUGUCAUGUUAAAUAUUUUACUGUCGCGUCUUUAACUCCAUCAUUCCUAAGCACUAAGCGUCUGUGUCUUAAAUGCUUAAGCACUUACUGCAAGCCUGUAGAAGACCAUUUGUACGUAAAUGCUUUUGUCUGUACUUCAUCACAUCUUUGACCAAGCAUUGUGAGAGAUCACUGUCUACAACUUGUCUGAGCACUAACAAUGUACUAAAGCAGAUGGACCUCCAAUGCAGUAAUGUUUUCACUCUUGUGACCAAGUGCAAAACACAUUCUCUACAAACCAAACUGGUGUAAAAACUGCCUUACUAAAUACUCAUCUUUUGUUUGUGCUUUUUGAGAUUGAAUAAUAAAGAUUUAUACAUAUGAUCAAA